AUGUCAAGUGAAGAUAACAGUUCUCACGAAGAUAUAUUGGAAUUAUCUGCUGAAAUCCACAUUUCUUAUCCAGUUCGUUUUUGGAUUCUUCUUCUCUUUUACAUUCCAUCAGUCAUAUGUUCUUUAUUCAUUUUUUAUAAUUUUAUUAUCCAUCGACAAUUACGUCAUGCUUUACAUAAUCAUGUUAUUUUUCUUCUUCUUUUCAUCAAUCUUAUUGUUCAACUAACGGGCAUUCCAUGGAUUCUUAAUUAUUAUCGUUUAGAAUAUGUAUGGCCACAAAAUCCUUCCUUUUGUCUUACAUGGAUUUUUAUUGAUGAAGCUUUAUAUAUCACAACAACACUUCUCUUUGCUUGGGCAACCAUUGAACGGCAUAUUCUCAUUUUUCAUGAUCAUUUAGUAUCAACGAAAUAUAAACUUAUUUUCUUUCAUUAUUUACCAACAGUCAUAAUUAUUCUCUAUUGCAUAUGUUACAAUAUUAUUACAAUUAUUGUUCCACCAUGUGAAAAUACAUAUGAUUAUACACAACUAGCAUGUGGUUAUCCUCUUUGUUAUUAUGAAAUACAUUUCGUAGCAACGUGGGAUGUUAUAGUUAAUGAUAUAAUACCUACAAUAAUAAUUAUUUUCUGCAGUAUUGCUCUUCUUGUACGUGUUCUCUAUCAAAAAUAUCGAAUGCAUCAACGAAUUCAUUGGCGACAACAUCGAAAGAUGACAAUUCAGUUAUUAUCAAUUUCACUUCUGUAUCUACUUUUAUAUAUACCAAAGAUGUUAAUGGAAUUUAUUUAUCUCUGUGGUGUUCCUGAAGACUUUGGUGCCCACUUUAUGGCAUAUGCAGAAUUCUUUGCAUAUUAUGGCAAUUUUUUUUUACCUUUUGCAUGUGUUGGAUCAAUGCCUGAAGUUAAAAAUAGCAUUAAGAAGAUAUUUCCAUGUUGGCGACAAACACGAGCAGUUGGCCCUCCAACAUUCACAUUGACUCGUCGUACAAUUGGUCCACAAACAUUAGCAUUGUCGCAUCGUACAGUGGGUCCACAGUUAAGAACAACAAUUCAUGUUCCAUGA
Messenger RNA from Rotaria sordida, 1056 nucleotides. The record is from the annotation of a GenBank genome assembly. Lineage: Eukaryota; Metazoa; Rotifera; Eurotatoria; Philodinida; Philodinidae.